AUGUGCUUAUAUAAGAAUGACAUCAAGGAUCUAUCCGCGCCCCGCAAGCCAGACCACGUAACGGAAACUCUCGCUCAUACCUUAUAUACAUUAUCGACAUUCAGUAAACGAUCAAAUCACUUUAUAUCACAUUGCUUCGCCAAUGGCUCAUCUGUUUACCUCACAAUGCUACCAAACUACUUGACGAGUAGUUACUUACAGUACAAAGAGGAUACAAAUGCAGUGGCAUCAUGGCUCGCAAAAACUGCCAAAAAAUGUGGAUACGAAAUGGACCUCCAAAAAGACAAGACGGGUCAACAGAAAAAAAAAGGUAGGCAAAAGGGGAAAGCAAGGAAAACUGCCCGUAAGGCCAAACCUCCUCCGGUUGAUUCAUCCACUACAAAAUCAACAUCGGCCAAGCUGCGCACGCAUAUCAUUGCUGUUCGUGACUUCGUCCCUCUUGCUCAAUGGAUUGUAGACUGCGAAACACUCAGGGUUCGCGUCCCGUCCACAUUUUCCGUAGCGAUCGAGCGAGCUAUAUCGGCACGGCAAGCUCAUCAGGGUAUUCUGGGAGGAAGUGGGGGAAUCAAGGACGACGGACAUACUCAUUUUAUCAGUAUCCUCGAGCGCGUUCAAACUAUUCUACAACCUCUGUUUUUAGAGGAAGGCAAGGAUGGCCUGGCCAACAGGUUUGAGAGGCUCGAUAUUCAAGAGCCGUCAGAUAAAUUUGUUCAAACCGCAGAUAUCAAGACACCAGAGACACCAGAACCUGAACCAGACUCAGAUACCCAAUAUGAAGCAGAACAAGUACAAGAUAUGGAUGAGAUGUAUAGUGCAUUCCGCCUUCUUAUCCAGGAUUAUCAUUCCUUCCGCGUGGCAAUAAACGAAACAUGGGUGGGCUACCAGCAAGGCGUCUUCGAUCUUGUUUCUGCGUCUAUAAUGACAAAUACAGCCCUUGAAUUUGCCCGUCGGCUGGAGAAAGACGCAGAACCCCUGUUUGAGAAAUUUGGCGGAUCGGAGCAGAUCUUAGUGGCGGCAUUUUUAGCACAAUGUAAACGUAUGGGAGAAGAAGAAAGCUAUAGGGAGCAAUCUGGAGAUGAGUUUAACUUCAACGUUUGGGAGGCUGCAUCAGAGAUCUUUUUCCCGACCUACAUGCUUCUCGAAGCAUUCGUUCCCAUGGUGAGCAAGUAUAAUAUGCCAAUCUACAAACCCGGCUACUUUGGUGUUUACGAUCCCGCCAGCGACCGGACAAAAAAAACACCAAGGGAAAAAUUCAAAGAAGACAAAGUAAUUCUUACAGAACAUUUUACCGAGUUUGCAUUGCUCGCUAUUUGCGUGCCCGACCUCGACGCUGAAGAUGAACUUACGCGCAGCUUCAAGGAAGCAUUCGAAACCCACAAAAUUACACUCUCUCUUGUGUUUGCUACCCAGGUGUACCUUGAUAUUCACCAUGUCUUGCGUGAAGGGGUAAAACGUGGCCUUUCUGAUUUAAUGACUACCGCUGGGAUGAUUGACGAGUCAAUAAAUGACAACUUUCAGUAUCAUAAAUCACUCCAUAUCGCCGGGUGGCCUCGAUCCAAUGAUGCUAUUCUGAAAAACAUCCAGCAACAUAUAUUCCAAUAUACCAAAAAGGACAUGGUAGGAGAGGCGAGAAAGCGUCUACAUCAUCCUCCUAGCAAGCCUUACAGAUUGCUCUCCUCCCAUCCUCUGUUAUGUGGGCUGCUUGUUUAUAGCCUAAAGGUUACAUUCCAAGACGUCAGUCUAGCGUUCGCAGAUGCCUGGGGCUCCGUCUUGUAUACCUUUCAUUUAUACAAUGCUGUGAAACAAGAGAAAUUACUUGGGAAAAAUUGGACGGAUAUGGACGUAAUAAUGGGUAUACAAGGCAAGAUUUUUGUUGGAAAUCCACCGAAAACCCCGGAGGAUUACCUGAAACAAUUCGCUCUCAGCAUGGGUUGGUCAGCAACAGCAUUCGCCAAAGACAGACAUCACGGUACUUUGCGGGCUUCAUCUCGUGGUCCCAGGUGUCUUAAGGAGCUUGCACCAGUUGCACAGAUGUUCAAGGCGAGAUUUUGUGAAGGCUCUGGCCAGACCGACUGGAUGUCAGUGGAUAUAGAGCAGAUAGUAUCCAAGUCUAACUGGAAGGAGGAGCCUCCCUCUGGAGACCUUUGUAUAUAUUCCAUGUCUCAAAAAGAGGAUAAGGAACAAAAGCGAACAACGUCAGCACGGUUAGAUGUAAUCGAUCUAUUGAAACGUCUCCGAAAUGCUCUACAAGCUGAAUCACUGGAACUCAGUCUACCAUAUCUUGAAUUUCAUCGAAUAUGCUGGUCGAUUCUUCCUCUUCAAGAAAUGUUCGGUGUCGGUUAUUUGGAGAGGGAAAAUCAGCUGCCUUUUGUUGUGGGUUAUAUAUUCAUGGCUGCAACAAACACGAAAAAAUUGAGUGGCCUGUUAGGGGUUCGAAAGUCGGAUGAGGUUACUAGCAAGUUGUUGCUUGCAGCUGCUACCGUCAUAGACGAGUGUAUAGGAAUCGUUGGGAGACUGUGCUGCGACAUACUAGAACAAGAAAAUAUUCACGUUGCGGAUGAGAGCAGCGACGAAGAUGAAGAUGAAUGA
Molecule: messenger RNA, 2589 nt
Organism: Microsporum canis CBS 113480
Lineage: Eukaryota; Fungi; Ascomycota; Eurotiomycetes; Onygenales; Arthrodermataceae
Exons: 3
Coding region: 1-2589 (862 amino acids)
Source: RefSeq, a predicted model, not a curated record